This is a messenger RNA of Coccidioides immitis RS, 938 nucleotides long. RefSeq lists its product as uncharacterized. Lineage: Eukaryota; Fungi; Ascomycota; Eurotiomycetes; Onygenales; Onygenaceae. The transcript has 2 exons. Bases 1 to 300 code for a protein of 99 amino acids. The record is from RefSeq and is a predicted model, not a curated record.
AUGGAUCCCUUUUUCGUUGAUAUUCCCAAAGAAGAACAUAGGAUCAUUCGGAAUUCAGGGACCUUCUUGAUAACGAUGCGAGCCUCCGAGCCUCCGAGCCUCGCUACUAGAGGAAUGUUUGACGAAAUACCCCAUCAGUUAAGGCCAAAUACGGACAAAGAAUCACGUAUCAAGUACAAUGUCGGGAAUUGUGCCUUGUUGCUCCGCAGAUUGCCAGAGGGCAAGCGGCCUGUUGCGCGAUCGCAUUCUGACCCAGCUAAAGACACGAUCAUUAUCAAUGCUUGCGAGUCUAGUUCCUAAGCAACAUAGCUGAACGUUCGCGAUCAUCGAUUUGAUGAAUCCUCAGCAAAAAGCCUCCCAAUUCGAGCACGGCACAAUCUUUCAGGCAUUUCUCAACACGGGAGGCUAUCAUCGCUGGCACGGUCCGGUGGAUGUGGUAAUAAAACAAGGCCGUCAUAGUUCGGGAGCAUACUGUUCGGGAAUUCGCCCUCACGCUGCCUCGGACCCUUCAGUGCCAGGGAACACCCAGCAUCUCGUCGCUUCGAUGGCGAUACGGGCAUUGAUUUUCAUCAAGGCCAAGAUUAUUGUCGUCGGAGUGGAUGUUAUCCAGUUGUCAAAUCACGGUAGUCGAGGGGUAAGAGGUCGCAAAGGGACAAGAUAUCGGGAUGUUCCACCAGGGAGGCAUAGCUCAUUGCUUGCUCCUCUAGCUUGGCGUGGGUAAGCUGGGAGGGACGACCAUUAGGGGAGCCGGUUAAGGUGAACAGCGCGUUUGCUUCUGUGGAGGAGUGGGAGUUCGACUACAGCCAGCAUUUCGGGGGCGCGUGUUUUUCGGCCGUAUAUUUGACUAGUAGUUGAAAUAUGAGCUAUCUUAAUUUCUCAGUCGAGUAAUUAGCGAGCAGAAUAAUUGCCGCCUUGGGGUUCCAUGGCUUACCUGUAUU